This is a messenger RNA of Parnassius apollo (apollo), 543 nucleotides long. Lineage: Eukaryota; Metazoa; Arthropoda; Insecta; Lepidoptera; Papilionidae. The record is from the annotation of a GenBank genome assembly.
AUGUGUGCAUGGUGUCCGAAUGUGUACAUUAUUAUUUUAAUGUGUGCGGGUUUGACUGACAACCUGAAGGUGAUAUUCGAAAGAGUGCGAUUUACGUACCAAAACGAUGAAUACGUUCAAUAUGCCUUCGUAAACGUAUCGCGAUACGAGAGGAGAGGUGACUACUACCUUAAUUAUGAAUUUAUAACGAAACAACCCAUCACCAACAAUUUAAUGAUACAUUUGUUGUAUUACGAAUUUAUAAGCUUCCGGUACGAGCGCAGCUUCAUAGAUUUUCAUUACAAUUUAUGCGAUUUUCUUAACGACCCGCUGAUCGGAAUGGAGUUUAAAAAACGAGGAUUAGAAUGUCCGGUAAAACCUGGAAAAUUAUACUCUUUCACAAAUUUCACAAUACGUAUGGAUGACUUUCCUAACGUCUUUUCACAUGAAAAGGGUUUACUCAAGACUAAGUUGCACUUGGACGAUUCUAAUAAUACACGAAUAUCAGAAAUAGAUAUUUAUUUAUCAUUAAAAAAUAAAGAUAAAGGCAAAAAACGCAAUUAA